AUGCAUAGUGAACAAAGGUGGGAAGAGCCUGCUGGUCAAGUCCCAAGGACCUCUGUGUUUAGCCGAUUGAACAAUGGUCAAUUGAGCUUCGGCGGUGCAAAUCAAAAGCGUGUGAUUACUUCCAGGACUUUGACUCCACAAGAAUUGGGAAAAGCACCAAUACAACAAGUUUAUGUGCCUAAGAAGGUUGAGGCUCCUAUCAUUCCCCCACCAAGAGCUAGGCCUCAAUCGAUUAUCACAAUCGGCUCCAUGGAAGCUCCUGUCACUAAUCAUGAUGGGCCAAUUGCAAUUGAAGAAAUUUUAGCAUCCAAGCAAGAUGAAGCUCCUAAAGAAGUUGCUAGAGUUGAAGAGAAGAAAGGCGAUGAACGAGAUUCCUAG
Molecule: messenger RNA, 378 nt
Organism: Miscanthus lutarioriparius
Lineage: Eukaryota; Viridiplantae; Streptophyta; Magnoliopsida; Poales; Poaceae
Source: the annotation of a GenBank genome assembly